Molecule: messenger RNA, 5897 nt
Organism: Macrobrachium nipponense
Lineage: Eukaryota; Metazoa; Arthropoda; Malacostraca; Decapoda; Palaemonidae
Product: von Willebrand factor A domain-containing protein 7-like
Exons: 28
Coding region: 15-4322 (1435 amino acids)
Molecular function (GO): protein binding
Source: RefSeq, a predicted model, not a curated record
UCAGUUUUACAGCAAUGCCCAAGGCGCGUGUGUCGGUCGCUCUAGUUGGGGCACUUUGUGCCAUUUUUGGCACAGCUUCGGGAUUUUUAGCCACGCCCCUGAAUGCCAGUGACCCGGAUCUGGUGCAUAUUCUGUGUCCGGACGAAACCAAAGGAAUCACCAGGGACCACAAAUGGAUCACGAGAGAAGCCAUCCGGCGGAACCUUCGCCAGUUCUUCAUCGACUACCCGCCGGCGGAUAAACCGGAAUUCGUCGUUCCGGAAUCGGCCUCCUUAACCGAACUCUACCACGCAUACUACGGUUCUUCGGCUAGUCCGGCCAGGUUCAUCCGGGCGGUCAACACCAUAGCGGAGUCGAACGUCCAUGCGGAUUCGUCCACAACUCUGAGAUAUAAUCCCAGCAUUCAGGCGGAUGCUGAAAUCUUCGACGAAUAUUCGUACUCUAUGUCAGAUCGAUAUCCACAGAUUUUAACAGCAAUCCUGGUCGACGAGGCCUUCCCAGCUGCCCGCUCCCUCCUGGGCGUCACCCUCCACUCGCUCCAGAAAUUCUACGCCCACUCCACCUGGGUAGAGCAGGGAAACACCGACAUCGUUCCAGAUCUGGGGCUUCCAGGAUUCUCUGGAUUUGACGAUCCUGCUCAGCCUGAUGAGGACGUCUGCACGCCUUGUCCUUCUGCUCAAGGGGAGUGCAGAGGCAACGUUUUAUCAGGAGCUGGUCUCACCACCGGAUACUAUACUUAUGUGGAUGCGCUGGCCACAGAUUACUUGGUGCCCAAACCAACUACAGGAGGCAAAUGCAGCCACGGUGGUGUCCUUGACGACACAGCAGGGGAAGCUCCCGUAGGAGGCAUCAACAAGGACACGGCUUCGCCCUGUUUCUCGCCUCACUAUUACCUACACAACGAGGCUGCGGAAUUAGCUGUCAAGGCAACCGACCAUUACCUCAAAGUCAUCCUGGAUGCCGUCGACGUCGACCUGUACCGGAAACUCUUCGACCUCUACCACGGGUCGGCUCUUUCCAUCGUCAUGGACACCACAGGUUCCAUGGGCGAUGAGAUGAAUGCAGUCAAGAAGCAAGUCCACCAGAUAGUGGAAAGCGCCUCUGCCAGUCUCUACGUCUUGGUACCUUUUAAUGACCCAGCGGUCGGGCCAGUCACGAAGACAGACGACGCAAAGGCAUUCUUGGCUGCCGUGGAUGCCCUGUAUCCCCACGGAGGAGGAAGUGACUACAGUGAGAUGUUCUGGAGUGGAGUACAGCUAGCGCUUACUAAUACUCCGGAAUACGGAACCAUAUUCUGUUUCACCGAUGCCACAGGCAAGGACGGUGAACUGAUGGAUGGCGACAUCGCCAUGGCUCAAGAGAAGAACACGAAGGUAACUGUGGUGUUCAGCAUCAAUAAUAACGAGGUGAGCAACAAAGUGACAUCCAUUGAAGAUUUUCACACUCUUUGUGAUUUAACCGGAGGUCUUUUCAUCCCGAUGGAGAAAUUCGACAUUGAGGAGAUAACUCCACUUCUCGACGACAGCGUUGAAAGCUCAGAGGUUGACAUCAACAUCAUGAAGGAGAUUUCGUCUGCCAAAAGCAUCAACAUCCCCAUUGACGACUCCAUAUUCGAUUUCAAGAUCCAGGUCGUGGGUCAGCCCUCCUCCUGCGUCCUGCGAGAUCGCUCCGGCAAAGAAUACGACAUCAUGGACGAGGCAGCAAUGAGAGCGGAACCGAACGUGGAAGUCAUCUCGUAUUCCAGCACCAUCCGCGCGCUGCGCUGGAACAGCCCAGUGGCCGGCGCAUGGAACCUGGACCUGGAACCACUGACUGAGACUCUGAGCGUCGACAUCCAAGGCAAUUCAACCCUCAGCUGGCUAGGAGGGUUCGCCCUUCUGGAUCCUUCGCCCCCUCAUCCUCAUUAUAUGGACGUCGAAGGGCGUCCUCUCAUGGACACUAUUUACUAUAUCGACGUCAACCUGGUUGGAUACAUUGAAAGUAAAGUGAAAGACAUCGAUCGUAUUGACUAUGUCAGUAUAAAAGGUGACGUUUUGAGAACGAUCGACUAUUCUGGUGAGAUCGAUGACGAAUUCUACGUCAGGAGCGAACCUCUCCCUGAGGAACCCUUCUACGUCCUCCUGCAUGGACACGUCAUCUCAGGCAACGCAUUCUGCCGCUUAAUGUCUGUGUUGAUAACUCCUGUCCAGGCCAGCGUAGAAGUGGCUUCAACGACCAAGGAGCUCUCGGCCAGACCAGGCGACAAGGCCACAGGGAAAUUCAUCGUCACCAACUACGGUUUAGAGUCGGACUUCACAAUCACCGCCACCGAUGACAAGCACUUCAUUACAUCUGUUACGCCUAGCGUACACAUCACGCAAAAUUCUUCAGCGUACGUCACUGUCGGGUUUUCGGUGCCGACGUCAGCCACCCCUGGCACUGUGAGCACAGUGACCGUGACAGCAGCGUCCGUCAAACAGACUCAGUCAGUGAACAGCGCAGUCACGCAGUUUGUAGUCUUACCACUUGAAGAAGAUCACGACAAGCCGACCUGUGUAGUAAAUGAUGCUCCGUCUUGCGAGGGCUUCGAAUUCAUGGGUAUCUGUCACACUAAAAACUGGACAGCUUCUGCCACUCUCCAAGACAGUGGCUCUGGGAUGCAGAAGGUCUACCCGAAGCCGGACGGUUUCUCGUCUCUCGUCGACGACUUCACCCGCGGGUCGACGGAUCCGAUCAGGGCGUCUUUCGUCGCCUCCUGCUGCCUUCUCCAGGCGGACAUCAUCGGCGUCGACGUCGUCGGCAACGUCGGCAAAUGCCAGAUAGACAUGGGCGUUCUGGGAGGCGUGAUAUACGACUUCCAAGUCAUCGAAGUUGGAAUCACUUGGGCGUACUUGAGAUGGAGCCUCACUCCUAACGCCAUCGAGGUCCACAAAUACACUCUGGUUGAUAACGACGACUAUACCUGGGAGUUCCCGUGCAAGACGGAGACCUGCUACCGUAACGUAACGGACCUCGAACCCUGCCUUCUGCAAAACUUCAAACUGUCGCCCGUCUUCACCGUCGACGGAAAUGACAUCAGGGGAGGAAACGCUUACGCCUCGGCCACAACUUUGUCUCGAGCUCCUGGAUCCCCUUUUGUUUGUUCCAGGUUGUGCCUAAACCCGUCGGGUUUCUUCGACCCCGUUCGAUGCAACAUGACGGAGAAGACGUCGUUCAAAUUUGAGAAUGUUGAGGCCUGCGCCAAAUACGAGGUCCAGAUUACCCCUAUUGACUUGGAGGGGACCCUUGGUAGGAAAGUCGUGACCGUCGAUAUCCACACUAAGGGAAGGAUGAUUAAACUAGGCACUCUCACUUCAGUGCCAGGGAAGCCGGUCAACCUUCAGGUGAAGAUGGAAACCUACGAUUCGGCAACCCUUACUUGGUGGGACCCGAUGGAUCACGCCCUGUGUGUAGAGACAUACGUCGUGACUACCGAGAUCGUCAGCGGCGUCAGUUCUCAGGAAGUAUCGCACAGGACCUACAGAUCAGGAGCAAACGCAGGUAUCACCCCACAGCAGCAUUUCUUCCAGGAAAAGCCUCUGAAAGGAUGUACCAACUACACCUUCAAGGUGUACCCCAGGGGUUUCUCUGGCACCAUGGGUCCCUAUGCCAGAGAGGACAGAGAGACGCUGGAGACAGAUCCCAUACCUGCUAGAGUUUUCAUGUCAUUGGAGACCCCCUUGGCCAGGUUAUGGCACAAGGCCUUAAGAGCACCGGGCGCACCGAAGAACCUAACAAUAGGACAAAUAACACCCCAUUCUAUAUCAAUUCUGUACGACGACCCAGCAGAGAAUCCACAGUGCGCCGCACAUAUCGGUCUAGAUAUCGCAAAAGCCAGUGGGGAAGAUAAGCAAUUACUCUCCUCGACAUCUCUAGUGAAGGGCCACAUCAAAGAGCACACUUUCAACAAACUGGACGCCUGCACAAAAUACGUCAUAAAAAUCAUGGCUUCGUCUCCUGAAGGAUUAGCUAGUGAGUGGGACAGCAUCGAGGCUUCGACUGAUGUGGAAGUCAGCGGUCCCGCUCAGAACUUGAGGGUUGACGGGAAGACCACAACUUCCAUCAACUUGAAGUGGUUCGAACCGGAGGCUAAUGGGCGCUGUGUCAUCAAAUAUUCCCUUUCCUGGGAGGGUGGUUCGAUAGAGAUUGAGUCACCGACUCCAGGAGGUUCUUUGCCCCAUGAACUGGAACAGCUGGUAGAUGGUUUAAAUUCUUGCACAGAAUACACUUUCGAACUGACCCCUUCAAUAGUUCACGAUAUUGAGGGUCCUACUGUUACUUUAAUUGAUAAAACAGUCUGUUGAGGUGUAAUGUGUGAUAAAUUUUCAUAAUUUUUAUUUUUUGGUUAUCCUUGAGGUUAUUUUUGGGGGGGUAGAAAAAGUGGUAUAGUAAGCGUGUAGUUUUAUGUUGUGAAAGGAAAAUAAAAUUCUUAACUGAACAUUCUCAUUCACUCACUUUUAACCAACAUAUAUAUGUUUGGCAUCCAGUAUACUUGCUCUGUAAGAAGUACCCUGGAAAUUUGUGAAGUAUACAUUUUCUAUAUUUUAUGAUUUAAUUGAGAUUAUGAAUUCCGAUAUGUAUGUUAUAUUCAAGAUUUCCAUAGAAGAGAUGUGUAUGUAAUAUCAUAAAUAACACAUCGGUUUAAAAAGUUAGACUAUGUAAUUUAUUUAUCUUAAGCACUUUCUUGCUUCAUCUUUUUCUGCCAGAAUAAAAUAAAAAAAUAUAUAAAGUAUGGGAAAUAUUUUCCCUUAAGUUUGUGAAGCUACCUAGGUGGAACAUUUCUAGUUGCUAGAUGAUAGAUAGAGAUUCUCAGGUUCCAAAGUAUUUUGUUAAUACCAUCGACCUGAAUCUGUGAUUUGUAAGCAACCCAUACCACAAACUCUACUGAAUAUGGGUACAUUUUCUCAGUUCUGCCUUUUCCCCAAAACAUAUCGUCUUAAUAAUUUACGAGAUCUUUACACAUUACUCGUGAGACUUUUCUAAAAUAACUUCAGAUGGCGAUGACAAUAAUAAAAAGCGAUUUUUCUACUCAGUUCAAUGUAUUGUUUCUCUUUAUUGUCCUUUUAUGAGAAGCCACUUUGGCAAGGUUUUGAAAUUGGCUCUUUGUGUAUUUGUUUUAUGGGUUAAUUAUAUAUUGCUAGAGUGAUGAUUUUCUGACACCCCUCUAAAUUUAUGUCUCUUAAGGUGACGUUCUUAACAAUCCUCUGUGAGUAAUUGCCUCGACCACAGACCUUAGCUUUUUUUCUUGAGUUUCUCUCUAACUGCAUUUUUUUCUUGAGUUUCUCUCUAACUGCAUUAAGUCUCAUUUUCUUUGUUAUUCGGACGCUUAGAUACUGUGAUGAUAAUGAUGAGUUCUCUUUGAACGAUUGAAAGUUCAGGCUGGUCAGUGACCAGGGCUAAUUCAGGUGUUCAGGGAGUGUAUUGCAAUCUGAAAUUUAAACCAAAUGUCCACCUGGCAGUGGCUCACAAUUUGACAACGGAAAUGGUUUGUUACACCUCCUAUAACAAUGUAGUUGAAGGUACUUUAGAUCUCCUGCAAAUCCUGAACCGAACUGGUCAUCAGGCUGGCUUCAUGUAAGAAUGGACCAAUGGUGUCCGUUACACAUUUUUAGCUGCCUACAGUCUGAAAGAAAAAAAAGACAGUUAUUCAUAAAUUAUGAUGAAUGUACCAGUGAAAAACACCUUCAACAGCGUGUAUACUUUGAAAUAUAAGUCAUUUUGAUGUACAAAAUAUUUCAUAUUUUCCCAUGGCAACAGGAAAGAUGAAAUUAUUUUAUUUUGCCUUCCUACUCUUGGUAUCUGUUACUGUCAUAGACAUUUAGUUAUAUCUUUGAUAUGUUUUGAAACAAUGCUAAAAAUAUAUUCUACCACAUUUUGUU